UAGCAGUGUUUUCAAAACCGCUGUGUGUUGCCUCCUUUGCAAAAGUUGGGUGGGGGUGGGGGGGGUUGCCAAUUCAGCCCCUCCUGAUGCUAUGCAAUCGGAGGAAUGCUUGGCAAGCGGAUGAAUAGUAAGUCCGCAUACAGCCCGUAUUCUGCUGAACUACGGAAGAAGGGCUCCAAAGCCGGAGGAAACGUUGUAGACUCGGUCUCCUUUCGAGCUAGUGUCUGGCUUAAGGAGCUUCCACGGCGAGAUGGCCUGGAUGUAUCAAUUUCCAGCCUGGUGGAUUUGUCUUCAUCGACCACCGCAGCUACACUGAAGCGUCCCACAAGUCUCAGCCGCCACGCCAGUGCAGCAGGAUUCCCUCUCUCCCCUGCUAUUCCCAGAGGUCUUGCCAAAGGUCACAAGCCCCACAGUGCCUAUAGUCCCAAUGAACUCGGCGAAGGGAGCCUAGCAGAAGCUGAGGACAUUACACAACUGCUCGCUGACGUGGCUUGUUUUGCAGAGCGCCUGGAGAAGCUGAAGGAUGUUGUAUUGCAGGAGGAUGGCCCAGAAUCUCGACGAUCACUUGCCCACGAGUGUCUUGGAGAAGCCUUAAGAAUUCUUCGGCAAAUCAUUAGCAAGUACCCACUGCUCAACACUUUAGAGACCUUGACUGCAGCCGGGACCCUCAUCUCCAGGGUCAAAGGCUUCCACUAUGAGUCUAACCACGAAGCUGAAAAACGUGAAUUUGAGAAAGCCGUGGAGAUGAUUGCAGUCUCCUUCAGUAGCACUGUCUCUGAGUUCCUCAUGGGAGAGGUGGACAGUAGUACCAUCCUUUCGAUACCUCUUUCUGAUCUAAAUCAGUCGGUGGAAAAUCUAUAUGGGGGCAUUACAAAUUUGGGACCAGAAGAUGUGCUGCAUGAUUUCAGCUCAGCACGCCUGUCAGUUGAAGAGGUGAACGUGCUCCUUCAGAGGUGUGAUGGAGGGGUAGACUUUGCCCUCAAAUAUUCCAAGAGCAUCUCCAAGUACAUGAAGGAUCUUAUCUACUAUAUGGAGAAGAGGACCAUUCUGGAAAUCGAAUUUUCCAAAGGACUUCAGAAGAUCGUGAACACCUGCAAGCAAACCGUCACUCAAGAGCCCUCCAUGCCGUUCCUCUCCAUCUACUCGCUGUCCCUGGAGCAAGACAUGGAAUACAGUCUCAACUGCCUUCAAGCAGCCACCACUUUGCGAACCGAAACAUAUAUGCAGCAAGAGGCUGAGAACAACUUGCGUAAGGCCAAGCAGAUGUACAUGCAACGCUCGGAGGAGUGUGACAAGGCCCGGCACGUGAUGGCCAAAGCAGAAGAGGAUCAGAUGGUGUCCAGCAACAGCUCGGCCACUUUGAAGAACUUGGACAAGAAGAGACGGCUGGAAGAAGAAGCCCGAAACAAGGCUGAAGAAGCCAUGGCAACAUACCGGACCUGCAUCGCAGAUGCCAACACCCAGAAGCAGGAGUUGGAGGACACCAAAGUGACAGCACUUCGGCAACUCCAUGAGGUGGUCAAACAGAGCGACCAGGUCAUAAAGUCGGUGGGCGAGGUCACCAGGUACACAAAUCAUGGCCACCAGCCAUCACAGAGACCAAGGACAGUCUGGAAUCCCCUGCCACAAGCCCAGGUGAGUUUCCUCAGAUGCCUUCAAAUGGAUCGCUGUCCCCUAAAGAAGAACCUGAUGGGAAUUCGCCUUCCUUUGAACAGAGUAUUAAUGAAAUGACUCCAGGAAUCUCUACGCCCACCGGCCCUUUCCGGCAUAUCAGCUUGUCCAGAGCUGCCCAAACCCACCGGCUGAGGAAGCUGCGGACCCCCUCAAAAUGCCGGGAGUGCAACAGUUACGUUUACUUCCAGGGAGCUGAAUGUGAAGAGUGUUACUUAGCCUGCCACAAGAAAUGCCUGGAGACCCUGGCCAUUCAGUGCGGACACAAGAAACUCCAAGGCAAACUGCAGCUCUUUGGACGGGACUUUGCUCAGGCUUCCCACACCGGCACUGAUGGCAUCCCCUUCAUCGUCAAAAAGUGCAUCAAUGAGAUCGAAAGGCGGGCCAUGAAAACAAAACUCCCAGAGCCAAUCAUGCCCUUCCGGAUGUACAACAGCCUUAUGGGGCUGGCCAAGGAGACCCUGCAGAGUCGCUCCGACAGCAGGGCAGGGAGAAGCACUGGGGAGCCAGUGGACACAAGCAGCGAGUCGGAGAAAGCCAUGGUAACAAAGCUGAAGGAGCUGCUCAAGGAGCUUCCAGGCACGAACUUGGCCACCUUGAAGUAUAUCAUGCAGCACCUGAAGAGGAUUAUAGAACUUGAAGAUGACAAUAAAAUGUCUUCCAGCAACCUGGGAAUCGUCUUUGGCCCCACGUUAAUGCGGCCUCGACCCACCCAAGCUACCAUCUCCCUCUCUUCUUUGGUGGAUUACCCCCACCAGGCAUGCAUCGUUGAGGCACUCAUAAAUUUCUAUGCUACUGUCUUUGAAUCCAGUGGCGUAUCUCCAGACAGCACAGAAGAAACGAUCAGGGAAGAUGAGGAGCUGGUCAGGAACCAGGAGGAUGAAGGAACACAACCCCACAGUGAAGUCCAGUAUCUAGAAGCAACCUCUGAACAGACAGAAGCUGCUCUUGAUGGAGAUUCAUUCAGAGAACCCGACACUCCCUUUAUCGAUUCGGAUUCGGAUCCAGAUCCAGAUCCAGAAGAUGGCACAGAGGCAGCCAUUGAAGGAAUCCCACAGGCCAACUCAGGGCCAGGAGGCAGUGAGACCAGCGGGGAGGAGGAGAGCCCCUUCGGUGAGGACGCCAGUGAGGAAGGUGUCCUGAGGGAGAUACCCAGCGUGGAACAAUCGGACCCUGAGGAUACUUCACCCCUACAUCCCCUAGGCCCAGCAGAAGGUUGCUGGGAGGCCGAAGGAGAUGCUGUCUUCAGGAGCGGAGGUGAUGAGGAGAACAGCGACGGGAAAGUUGAAAGCCUUCUGGUGGACCUCAACACCAACCAGUCUAACAACUCACUUUUCUCACACUUACUGAUCAACUAAGAACAUGUGUUUGAUUUCCUGGCAUGAAAAACUAUGUCAGUUGAGGGAAGCGGUGAAUCCUUUGCAGAGACUGACAGUGAAGGGAUGGAUGGUCUUCAACUGUCUUCUCAAGAUCAUCCUCUGGAGGCCUUCUGGUUCACCAGGCUCCUCAUUCAUAACAGCCUGCUUUUAAUUCUUUCCAACACCAAAACGACAUCUGGGGACUCCGUGUGAAAAGGCAGGGAGGAGACCAUAUAAGGAGAGGCAUUAAGGCCCAGAGAGACAUUGGAAGGACUCUCAACAUCUAAACUUUAAGACACUUUUCUCUAACCUAAUGCCCUUCUGAAAUUUUGGAUCUCGCUCCCAUCUUUCCUCCUGCAUAGUCCUAACCAAACAAGGGGGUGGGGGUAGGGGGGGGCAGUAGCUUGAGGAAUGCUCUUUCAAACGAAGAGCCACAGAGAGAGUCCCUUUGCACUCCCUCCCAUCCUUGAGGUCCCGUCCCGUUCAGGAAACAAUACACCCAUUGUGAUCCUAGGUAUUCCGAUAUGUUUGUUUAAACAUUAGCAGAUUAUAUUUGUUUCUAAGUAAAACCACUUCAGGAUGCUACGGUAUUUUUAAGAAUCAGGGUACAGACAAAAUGCUGGAUGAGCUUGGCUGGAUGACGGAUUACUUGAAGGCUGAAAUCCACUUGUGCAAAUCCUACUGAGGUCUGAGGACCAGCGUUGGGUUGUUGGUGUGGAUUGAUCCUAUCAGGGUGUGUGUGUGUGUCUGUGUGCGCGCGCGCGACAUAUGCUUAUUGCACAGCUGUAUGAAGUGCCAGUAGAGCCAGCUGAAGGGGCUUUGUGUGAGAUCUUGCUUAUCCAUCAUCUCAUUUAGCGCUCAAAGUUAACAGUGUCACUGAAAAAAUAACUUUAUUAUGACCAGUCCUCACAUUUACAACCUGAGCAACGUCCUCACACUCGUGUCAUUCAGGCACUUGGCAACUG
Messenger RNA from Thamnophis sirtalis, 3994 nucleotides. The record is from RefSeq and is a predicted model, not a curated record. NCBI's taxonomy places the organism in Eukaryota, Metazoa, Chordata, Lepidosauria, Squamata, Natricidae.